CGGAUUCAGCAGCAGUCGUCGCCUCAUGUUUGCUGCGAGCUGACAGUCACUUGCUUGGCUCCUCGUGUCAAGAAAUCCCGUUCCAGCUCGCCAAGAAGCAUCUGCUGCAGAAUUUAAUAGCAGAAUCUACGAAGGCUGACGGUCAAGAAAUCCCGUUCGAGCUCGACAAGAAGCAUCUGCUGCCUUCACGUUGUAGGAGAUUUGUGAGAAUUCGCGAUAAUCACCUUCAACUUCUUGGCUCCUCGUUUCAAGAAAUCCCGUUCUAGCUCGCCAAGAAGCAUCUGCUACCUUCGUCGCGUUGACCCUGACUCGUGAUUAACAUUUCCGGCUUUAGCUACACUUGAGGUCAUUAGUCGAUUUGUGUAACCGUCCCUGAUUCAGUUCGUUGAGCAUUCGUCAGGCCAUCAAUCUGCAGCGGCAUUUUCGUCGCGACAAGUGAACUGAUCUGCGAGGUUUCGCGAAUGUUACAAAUUUCUGUAACCGUUUGAAUAGCGAGCAGAAUCGUCAAGAAUUCAGCGGGAUUCGAUCCAAUUCCAGCAAAGGCCACAUGCUUGGCAGUCUUCUCUCGUUUUGAGACUUCUCAAGUCUCCAUCUGACUCCAGCAGAGGAUUUGAUUUGGUUCCAGCAGAGGCCUCAUGGCAGACUUUUCCUCCUCGCCGUCAGCCGCUGAGUCGACUAACCCUACCAACCAAUCAGCCCACCAACCAAUCCCGCGCGAUCCUCCCCAACCAAUCCCGAGGCUCCCAGGCCACGCGCAAGUGCUCGGCCGACCCAACCUACUCUCCUUCUCACCCAAUCAACCUCCUCCCCUUCCUCCUCUCCCUCCUCACUCACACUCCAACCCUCCCGCUCACUCACACUACAAUCCUCACUCGCACAUGCAUCUGCUGCACCCAAUCCCCGAAGAAGACUCCACCUCGCUCUCUCAAUCCGGCUCCAGCCCCGCUCGCUCGCACUCCCUCCCGUUGGAUCCUGCUGCUGCUGAAAAUGCUACAUCGGCAGCAGCAGCAGCAGCAGCAGCAGCAGCAGGCGGCGGCAGCAGUAGCAGCAGCGGCAGCGGCAGCAGCAGCACUGAUAGCAGCCGUCGUGUGACGUUUUCAGAGGGUGUUCAGCUGCCCGAGAGGGGCAGAAACAGCUGGAGAGGCGACAGUGAACCGGCAAGUGGGAGAGAGGCCAGAAGGGACAUUGGAAGAGAGAUUGGACGAGAGCAGCUAGGAGAGGGAGAACGGACAGUGGUAGGAGCAGAGCCGUUAAUGGAUGAACCAGUGGUAAUGAGAGACGCAGGAAGUCUUAUAACGAGUACAGGGGCGCUUGAGGAGGGGAUGAGGCGGAGCGUAGGGGAUGGGUCUGCAUUGGACGGUCCAGAUUACGGGUUUGGGAUCUGUGCGGUGGAUUUUGAUGGAGGGUUGGGUGGGGGGAUUGGUGGGGAGGUGGGGUUUGAGAGGGGAGGGGGAGGCGUGGAGCGGAUGUGGGAGGGGGACCUCUGCGACUGCUUUGACGACUCGUCCGUUGCCACACAGACCGCCUGUUGCCCGUGCAUCACAUUCGGGCAGAACAUGGCAAUGGCUGGAUUCGGGAACUGUGCCCCUCAGGCGCUCAUCUACUGCGCUCUAACCUGGGGAGCCUGCUCGUGCUCGCAGCUCAUUGCCCUCUGCUCCACUCUCGACUUCUUCUCAUCCCUCGGACUCGUUCUCUACUGCCUUGGCACCUCCUACUCGGCACGUUUCCGCACUCAAACACGCAGGCGGUUCAACAUUCAGGGUGACGAAGCAACGGAUUGCAUCUAUCAUGCCUGCUGCUCCUGCUGCGCUCUCUGCCAGGAGGCACGUACUCUUCGGAUGAAUAAUGUCCGGAGAGGCAUGUGGGGAGGAAGAGGGCACAUGGGGAGUGUAGCGCCCAACACCAAGUCCCUCAUGCUAGUUCCCCCACUCCCCUUUCAUAUGACAGCCAUGCCAUCCCCUCCCACAUCCCCCGUCACCUCACCCUCAAGCUCGAGCAGAGCCCCUCUGUUUUCAUCGCCCGCCUCGUAAAGCAGGGUUGAAGCUUUACUAUAAACAAUGCAUUGUUUCCGGGGUCUCAUAUUCGUCUUAGGGAGGCUGAUUGCUCAGGCCUGCCCUUCUCAGAACCCAUUUUUGUCAGGGUAGUUUUCUUUUUUUUGCCUGAAAUUUCAGGCUGAAAUUUUCGAAAGGCUGACGAAGCAGGGAAAACGCAAUGAAUCAGUUCGUCGCGUGAUUGAGGGAAAAUUCGUGUUUUCAAGGAACUGCUGAAACCCCACCUACUGGGUGUUUCUGCACUAGAUUUGCCAAGGAC
Closterium sp. NIES-67 is the source of this 2310-nucleotide messenger RNA. Lineage: Eukaryota; Viridiplantae; Streptophyta; Zygnematophyceae; Desmidiales; Closteriaceae. The record is from the annotation of a GenBank genome assembly.